Molecule: messenger RNA, 427 nt
Organism: Staurois parvus
Lineage: Eukaryota; Metazoa; Chordata; Amphibia; Anura; Ranidae
Source: the annotation of a GenBank genome assembly
UCACUGCUGGGCACUGACUGGCGGCACUGCUAGGCAUUGACUGGCGCAACUGCUGGGCACUGACUGGCACAACCACUAGGCACUGACUGGUGGCACUGACUGGCAGCACUGCUGGACUGCAUUGAUGGGCACUGGUGGGUGGCACUGGUGGGCACAGGUGGGUGGCACUGGUGGUUACAGGUGGGUGGCACUGCUGGGCACAGGUAGGUGGCACUGGUGGGCACUGCUGGGCACUGUCGGGUGGCACUGGUGGGCACAGGUGGGCGGAACUGGUAGGUGGCGCUGCUGGGCACCGAUCAUCAGGGCACUAAUCAUCAGUGCCCUGAUGAUCUGUGCCGAUCCCUGCUCUGACAACUGCCGGUUCUCGGCAGUACUUUCCUCACGAUCUGACAGCGUGAGGAAAGUGCAGCCAAGAACCGGCAAUUGC